GAAGACAUGGCCCUGCGUAUGGAGGUAGACCGGAGCCCUGGGCUGCCCAUGACUCCUGAACUCAAGACACAGAAUGUCCAUGUGGAGAUUGAGCAGCGAUGGCAUCAGGUGGAGACCACCCCUCUCCGAGAAGAAAAGCAGGUGCCCAUCGCUCCCCUACACCUGCCCUCCUCUGAGGAUGGAAGUGACCGACUCUCCACUCAUGAGAUGACCUCUCUGUUGGAGAAGGAGUUGGAACAGAGCCAAAAGGAAGCCUCAGACCUUCUGGAACAGAACCGGCUCCUUCAGGACCAGCUGAGGGUGGCUCUGGGCCCGGAGCAGAGUGCCCGGGAGGGCUACGUGCUGCAGGCCACCUGUGAGCGAGGGUUUGCAGCAAUGGAAGAAACACACCAGAAGAAGAUUGAAGACCUGCAGAGGCAGCACCAGCGGGAACUGGAGAAGCUGCGAGAGGAAAAGGACCGGCUCCUGGCAGAAGAGACUGCGGCCACAAUUUCAGCCAUUGAAGCCAUGAAAAAUGCCCACCGGGAGGAGAUGGAGCGUGAGCUGGAAAAGAGCCAGCGGUCCCAGAUCAGCAGCAUCAACUCUGACAUCGAGGCUCUAAGGCGGCAGUACCUGGAGGAGCUGCAGUCGGUGCAGCGGGAGCUGGAGGUGCUGUCGGAGCAGUACUCGCAGAAGUGCCUGGAGAAUGCCCACCUGGCCCAGGCGCUGGAGGCCAAGCGGCAGGCCCUGCGGCAGUGCCAGCACGAGAACCAGGAGCUCAACGCCCACAACCGGGAACUGAACAACCGCCUGGCUGCAGAAAUUUCACGGUUACGUACACUGCUGACUGGGGAUGCCAGUGGGGAGGCUGCCGGCUCGCCACUCACACAGGGCAAGGAUGCCUACGAGUUAGAGGUGUUAUUGCGGGUCAAGGAAUCAGAGAUCCAGUACCUGAAGCAGGAGAUCAGUUCUCUCAAGGAUGAACUACAGACAGCAUUGCGGGACAAGAAGUACGCUAGUGACAAGUACAAAGAUAUCUACACAGAGCUCAGCAUCGUGAAGGCCAAGGCCGACUGUGAUAUCAGCAGGUUGAAAGAGCAGCUGAAAGCAGCCACAGAAGCACUGGGUGAAAAAUCACCUGAAAACACCCCUGUGUCAGGAUACGAUAUAAUGAAAUCUAAAAGCAACCCUGACUUCCUGAAGAAAGACAGAUCCUGCGUCAGCCGGCAACUGAGAAACAUCAGGUCCAAGUCCGUCCCCUGUCAUAGUCUGAAGGAAGGCCUGACCGUGCAGGAACGCUUGAAGCUCUUUGAAUCCAGGGACUUGAAGAAAGACUAGCAGUGCCCAUUCGACCUGAACACAGCCUGCCCUGCUGGCGGCAGCACAACCCAAGCGCUGUUUCUUGUCUGUACCUUUAUUUUUUAUUAUUAUUAUUAUUAUUGCUAUUAUUGUCAUCAUUAACUGUGGGUAUGGAUGCAUGAGAGAGACUGGUUUAUGGGUUGUUCACACUGUUUCCCGCCAUGUUGACUCCAACCUCCUUCGUCUUUAUCAAAGCUUUUUUUUACACAGAAUUCUAAAACUAGCCAGGAGUGGGGCCGGGAGAGCCUCCCGCCGCACGUGCGUUAGCCCGCUCCGUGCUGCCGCCCCGCACUCACGGUCAGUAUUAAGGCCCAGCAGCCUGGAUAAGCUAGCGCUGUCUGCGUGGAAUCAGGCCUAAGGCUCGGCGCUGCUGCACGUAGUGGAGGCUCGUCCAGGGUGGUGUGGAGAAGAGGACGAGCCGUCAGGAUGGGGUUUGCCGGUUCCAGCACUGACACCCACAGGCCGGGAGCAGUCAGAGAGCAGGAUGAGGGGCAUGGUUACCACCUUGACCUGCCACUUCUGGCUUGGAAGGAAAACAGCAUUUUUUGUAUUUGUUCCACUAAUGCAGCUUAGAACCACACCCCAGGUAAUCAUGGUAAACCUUUCACAACCUGAAAAAUGUUGAAAGCAGCCAUUCCUAUUUUUGUUUGUUUUUUAUUAAAUCUUGCA
Molecule: messenger RNA, 2007 nt
Organism: Condylura cristata (star-nosed mole)
Lineage: Eukaryota; Metazoa; Chordata; Mammalia; Eulipotyphla; Talpidae
Product: myosin phosphatase Rho-interacting protein-like
Exons: 2
Biological process (GO): actin filament organization
Cellular component (GO): actin cytoskeleton
Molecular function (GO): actin filament binding
Source: RefSeq, a predicted model, not a curated record